Molecule: messenger RNA, 487 nt
Organism: Didymella exigua CBS 183.55
Lineage: Eukaryota; Fungi; Ascomycota; Dothideomycetes; Pleosporales; Didymellaceae
Exons: 3
Source: RefSeq, a predicted model, not a curated record
CAAAGUUAGUGGGGUGGCCCGCUCGCUUGUAUGGCCCGCUCGCUUGUAAAACAUGUUAACAGGCUGGACAAACAACAAUCUAGCGCUUGCCUGGCUUGAUUACUUUAAUACGCAUGCGAGGCCUGUAGGAGCGUAUAGGCUGCUAAUUAUUAACGGCCACAAGAGCUAUUGCUUAAUAGAUUUCUAGGAUUGCUGCAAGGAGAAGAAGAUUAUUGCCCUCUGUAUGCUUCCACACUUGUUGCACCUCCUGCAGCCGCUUAACGUUGCCUGUUUCUCGCCAUUAAAGCGCGCGUAUAAGUGUGGUGUUUUGGGCCAUAAUAGGGUGAGGUUUAGUAGGAUUAAGAAGGAGGCUUUCCUACCAGCCUUUAAAGCAGCUUUUAAGAGGUUAAUUACAAAGGAGAACAUCUGUACAGGCCUUAGGGGCGCUAGACUAGUUCUACACAACCUAGAGGUGGUGAUAUUAAAGCUUGAUGUGGUCCUUUGUACG